AUGAGUAGUGAUUACUUGGAUAAGUAUAGUGAUUACAUCAAAACUGUCGAACAGCUAUUUCACAUGAAUCCUAACGAUUCAAUAGAAGAAAUUCUUGUUAAUAUCAAUACCAUUUUACUUGACAAAUACAAAAUCAAAUUCAAUAGACUUCUUGCUGCUAUAACAAGUGCAAUCAAAUUCAAUUUUCGUUCUGCCUUUCUUUACGCUUCUCUUUUCAAUAAAAUUUGUCGUGAUCAUUCAAUAAAUUACCAUUCUAUUAAUUAUCAUAUCGCGGAUUCACGCAAUUCUCUUCAAUUGUGUUUUCCUGAAUCAUUUAAAGAAAAGAAUAGUAUUGCACAAAUUGAUUCAAACGAUAUUAGGUUUCCAAAAGAAGACACAAUUCAUUAUAUGAUCAUGCAUGAUCAAAUUGAUAAAAUUAAGGAAACGUCAUUAAAUAUUGAUUUUGAAAAACACGAUUUUGAAAUCUCAACACAACAUUUCCUAGAUAUGUCCAUUCUUGAAGCUUGUGCUUAUUAUGGAUCUAUUAAUACUUUCUUUUUCCUUAUUUCUAAUUAUCAAUUCAAAAUUGACAGCGGAGUUCUUGAAUUCGCGUAUAUUGGAAACAACCAUGAUAUAAUUAAAGAAUGUUUAAAGCAUACCGAACCAGAUAGUGUCUGCAUGUUUUAUGCUGUAGCAUCAAAUAACAAUGAAGGUGUUGAAAAUUUAUUAAAUGAAAAUCCGGAUAAAUUUUUCCAUACAGAAAGCCUCGACAUAGAUAAUUCACUCAAUAUAAAAGCUGCAUAUCUAUUAGCAAAGAAGGAUAUAAUCCAUAUUCUUCCAUGGUGCGCAGCUAUGCCAUACACACUCGAUAUUUUGAAAAAUUAUAAAGGGGAAAUCGAUUAUUUUAAAAGUUACACAAUUUUUCAUUCGAUUUUUCAUUAUGCAGUUAAUUAUGAUUGCAUUGAAUAUUGUAUCUAUUUGAUCACAUGGCCAAAUAUUCCAUUUGAUGUUAGGAAAAAAAGUGAAAGCAUUCUUCUUCAUUACGCAUAUGAGCAGAAGAAAAAAGAUAUUGUGAAAAUACUUCUUUUGAAUGGUGCAAAUGUUGAUACAAGAGAUGAAGACAACAAAACUUUAUUUCAUCAAGCACUUUUUCAUAGAGAUAAAGAAAUGCUUAAAAUGCUUCUUUCAUAUGGUGCUGAUAUCAACGCAAAAGGUGAAUCUGGUGAAUCAGCACUCCAUGAUGCUGCUGGAUAUGGGGCUGUUUGGACAAUUAAGUUUCUUCUUAAACAUGGGGCAAAGAUUGACACCCCAGGUAAAAAUGGACAAACUCCUCUUUUUAAUGCUGCAGAAAGUAAUAAUAAAAAUAUUGUUGAACUACUUGUUUCACACGGUGCAAAUGUUAAUGCAUGCGCUCGAAACAAACAAACUCCUCUAAUGACUGCAAUCUACAAAAAUUGUCAUGAAGUCAUCAAGUAUCUUUUAAAUCAUGGCGCCAAUGUUAAUGCCUCAAGUAAGGAAGGAAAAACAGCUCUUCAUUAUGCUGCAUACAGAAAUUCAAUGAAAAUUGCUAAACUUUUAAUUUCAAAGGGUGCGGAUACAAAUGCAAAGGAUAAGGAUGGCGAAACUCCUCUGCAUAAAUCAGUACGAAACCCAACAAUCGAAUUAGCGGAAUUACUUUUAUCGAAUAGAGCAGAUAUCAAUGCAGUUGAUAAAAACGGUUCAACUCCUCUUCAUAUUGCUUAUUCGAAGAAUAAAAUUGAAACAGCCAAAUUUCUUAUUUCACAUGGGGCAGAUACUAAUAUAAAGGAUAAAGCCGGAAAACUACCCAUCGAGAAAGCGACGAUUGACCGAAGCGUUAUGGAAAAGCUAUUAAACAUGAUUUGA
Molecule: messenger RNA, 1863 nt
Organism: Trichomonas vaginalis G3
Lineage: Eukaryota; Parabasalia; Trichomonadida; Trichomonadidae
Product: ankyrin repeat protein family
Exons: 1
Coding region: 1-1863 (620 amino acids)
Molecular function (GO): protein binding
Source: RefSeq, a predicted model, not a curated record